This is a messenger RNA of Bursaphelenchus okinawaensis, 1706 nucleotides long. NCBI's taxonomy places the organism in Eukaryota, Metazoa, Nematoda, Chromadorea, Rhabditida, Aphelenchoididae. The record is from the annotation of a GenBank genome assembly.
AUGGGAAUAAAGGAUCUCAACAAGGUAAUUACGGAGAAUGCUUCAAAAGCGACUAAAGAAGCGGAAAUGAAGGCAUUCUUGGGCCGAAAGGUGGCUGUGGAUGCCUCCAUGAGUUUGUAUCAGUUUUUGAUUGCAAUUCGACAGGAUAACUCUCAACUUACUAAUGAGAAGGGUGAAACUACAUCGUAAGUUAGUUUUUUAUUUUGUUUUUUUGGUUUUUAGGGUUGAAAAAUGGAAGAAUGAAAGGAUAUUAUGGUAUCCAGGUAUAGACAACAGAAAGUUUGAUUUUGGUGAUGUUAAAGACCAAAAUAGCUAUGUUUUGGUGUUGAUAUAGUUUAAAAAAUAUAUUUCCUUACUUUUCGAACUAGAUAAUUAGCAUAGCAAGCUGUAAAACAUUUGACUUUGGCUGAUAUUGUAGUAGACAUCAAGCUGGUUGAUUAUUUAGCGAAAAAGAAAAAGUUUGGGUUCUUUUAACAUAACUUAUCUUUUAGACACUUAAACGGCAUGUUUUAUCGUACAAUUCGGAUGAUGGAGAAUGGACUAAAGCCAGUUUACGUAUUUGAUGGUAAGCCGCCGGAGAUGAAGUCAGGUGAACUGGAGAAGCGUACCGAACGUCGUGACGAAGCCCAGAAGUUGUUGGACGAAGCCAUGGAGAAGGGUGAUGCAGAGAUGAUUGAGAAGUUCGAAAGACGAUUGGUAAAAGUGACAAAAGAGCAGAAUGAACAAGUGAAACGUCUGCUUAGAGCCAUGGGAGUACCUGUAGUUGAAGCGCCUUGCGAAGCCGAAGCUCAAUGUGCUGAGUUGGUGAAGAAAAACAAGGUUUAUGGUACUGCGACAGAGGAUAUGGAUGCUUUGACGUUCGGCUCGACUGUUUUGCUAAGGCAUUUGACUUUCAGUGAGGCUAAGAAGAUACCUAUCAAGGUAGGAUAACAUAAUUUAUUUCUUGAUUUUAAAAGGUAUUUUUGAGUUUAAUAUUAUAUUUUUAGGAAUACAAUUUACCGAGGAUUCUAGAGCAACUGGAGAUAACAAACGAGCAAUUCAUCGACUUGUGUAUCUUGUUAGGAUGUGAUUAUUGCCCAUCGAUCAGAGGAAUCGGCCCGAAGAAGGCAUUCGAAUACAUAAAACAAUAUGGAACUAUUGAGAAUUUGUUGGAAAAUCUUGAUACAAAGGUAAAAAGAGAUGGAGAAUAGUGUUUUUCAUUAAAUUUGUUUAAAUUUUAGAAAUAUCCACCACCAGAAAACUGGAAAUUUGCCGAAGCUCGUGAGUUAUUCAGGAAUCCAGAAGUUGCUGAUGGGGACAACUUUAAUUUCGUUUGGAAAGAGCCGAAUCAAGACGAAAUACUUCAAAUCAUGUGUACGGAAAAUCAAUUCAAGUAGGUUUUGUACAUAAUUAGAUGGUGGAGAGGGUAAUUUAUAUAACACCUCUCUAAAUAAGGCUAGAAGGGAGUUUUACCUAUAUUUAAGUAGAUUUAAUAAUAAACUUUGUUACCUAAAAUAAUUUUUAAAAAUUUCAGCGAAGACCGAAUCAAAAGUGCAUUGGAGAGACUAAAGAAGACCAGGGAAACCUCUCAACAAGUUCGAAUCGACUCUUUCUUCACUUCGAUGGGGUCAAAAACUUCCGAGCCAUCGGCCAAAAAGCGAAAAGAAGCCGAAGAGAAGAACAAGUCCAUGAAGAAGAAGGGCGGUGUUUUCAAAAAGAAAAAAUAA